Molecule: messenger RNA, 1068 nt
Organism: Emericellopsis cladophorae
Lineage: Eukaryota; Fungi; Ascomycota; Sordariomycetes; Hypocreales; Bionectriaceae
Product: NAD(P)-binding protein
Exons: 2
Coding region: 1-1068 (355 amino acids)
Biological process (GO): NADPH regeneration
Cellular component (GO): cytoplasm
Molecular function (GO): oxidoreductase activity; nucleotide binding
Source: RefSeq, a predicted model, not a curated record
AUGGCUGUUCGCAAGCUCAAAGUCGGAUGCGCCGGCCUCGGCCGCAUGGGUGCCCGCCACGCGCUCAAUUUCCUGAACCGGACGCCUCGCGCUGAACUGGUCGCCGCGUUCACGCCCGAUGCCAACGAGGUGGCGUGGGCGCGGCGAGAGCUGGAGCCGUCCGGCGUCGUCAUCUAUACCGACUACGAGGAGAUGCUGAAGCACCCGGGUCUGGAAGCCGUGGUCGUUGCGACUGUGACCACGGCGCACGCCGAGGAGGCCAUCAAGGCGAUCCACGCGGACAAGCACGUCUUGUGUGAGAAGCCGCUCAGCACGAGCGUGGAAGUGUCACAAUCCGUGGUGGAAGCCGCUGCCAAGAGACCCCAUCUCAAGGUCAUGUGCGGCUUCUCGCGCCGCUUCGACAAGUCGUACCGCGAGGCGUACGAGCGCAUGGAUGCCGGCGGCAUCGGGCGGCCGUCCGUCUUCCGCUCGCAGACGUGCGAUCGACUCGACCCCUCGGGCUUCUUCGUCGCCUAUGCCGAGUUCAGCGGCGGCAUCUUUGUGGACUGCAACAUCCACGACAUUGAUCUGUCGCUGUGGUUCCUGGGUCAGGACUCGGUGGUCAAGAGCGUCGUGGCCAUGGGCAUCUGCGCGGUGCAGCCUGAGCUACGGAAGCACAAGGAUGUGGACAAUGGAGUGGGCGUCGUCGAGUUCUGGAACGGCAAGAUGGCUUACUUUUACUCCUCGCGCAUGAUGGCGGCCGGUCAGCACGACAUGACCGAGAUCAUCGGCACCGAGGGCAAGCUGGCCGUCAACGCGAACCCCAUGGGAUCGCUGGUCGAGAUGUACGAGUCGACGGGCGUCCGACGUGAGAUUCCGCACGACUACUAUGGGAGGUUUAUGGAUGCGUUUGUGACCGAGGCGAACGAGUUCACAGCUGCCUGUCUCGAUAACUCGAGGCUGCCCUUUAAACUCUCUGGCGCUGUCCAGGCGGUGGCCAUUGGCUGCGCCCUGCAGGAGAGCUUGAACUCGGGCAAGAAGAUCCACUUUGACGAGACAGGGCGUCGUAUUGAGCAGCCCAAGCUGUGA